GGUCUGAUAGAGCCCCUUGAUUCGUGGGACAGGAGAGACGUCCCUCUUUCAGUCCAGAAGGGGAAAAUUCUUUGAACGUUUUUGUCUGCUUCAGUAGGCUCUUAAAGUAUCAUCUUUACCUGAACCACAGGGGCACGUGCCUGAGCCAGAUUGCCCACUGUGGGGAAAGGAAGUCUCAGGAGGCAUUCCGCGCGCCAUGGAGAAACCGUGGAAGUGUGGGGAUUGCGGGAAAGGAUUCCGCUCCCCCUCCUUGCUGGAGAUCCACCGCCGUGUCCACACCGGGGAGCGGCCCUUCACCUGCUCCGUCUGCGGCAAGGACUUCACCCAGUCGUCCCACCUGUUCUCACACCAGCGGGUCCACACCGGGGAGAGGCCGUUCGCCUGCUCCGAGUGCGGGAAGGACUUCAGCGACUCGUCCCACCUGCUGACCCACCAGCGGGUCCACACCGGGGAGCGGCCCUUCACCUGCUCCGUCUGCGGCAACAGCUUUGCCCGCUCGUCGGACCUGCUGUCCCACCAGCGAGUCCACACCGGGGAGCGGCCCUUCACCUGCUCCGUCUGCGGCAAGGGCUUCACCCAGUCGUCCAACCUGCUGACCCACCAGCUGGUCCACACCGGGGAGCGGCCUUUCACCUGCUCCGUCUGCGGCAAGGGCUUCCCUCACUCGUCCACCCUGCGGUCCCACCAGCUGGUCCACACCGGGGAGCGGCCCUUCACCUGCUCCGUCUGCGGCAAGGGCUUCCCUCGCUCGUCCACCCUGCUGCGGCACCAGCGGGUCCACACGGGGGAGAGGCCAUUCACCUGCUCCGUCUGCGGGAGGGGCUUCGCUCGGUCCCAGCACCUGCUGCAGCACCAGCGGGGGCACAAGUGACGGGGCCAGCUGCUGUGAGUCACCGCCCAGGGCUGAACCCUGGGUGGGAGGGGGGGAAGGUCACUGCAGUUGCUGUGCUCUCAUCUCCUUGGCAUUCACUGGCUCUACGAGCCUGCGACUGCGCAUUUCCUCCUGAAGUGGAGAUGUACAACACAGAAACAGACCCUUCGCUCCAACUCCUCCAUAUCCUCAACUAAUCAAGUCCCAUUUGCCAGCAAUUGGCCCUAUCCCUCCAAACCCCUCCUUACACAGAUACCCAAGUGGAUGCCUUUUAAAUGUUGCAAUUGUACCAGCCUCCACCACUUCCUCUGGCAGCUCAUUCCGCACGCACACACCACCCUCUGUGUGAAAAAUGUUGCCCCUUAGGACCCUUUUUAAAUCUUUCCCCUCUCACCCUAAACCUAUGCCCUCUAGUUCUGGCAAAAGACUUUGUCUAUCCCUAUCCAUGCCCCUCCAUGAUUUUAUAAACCUCUCUUAAAGUCAACCCUCAGCCUCCGACGUUCCAGGGAAGACAACCCCAGCCUGUUCAGCCUCUCCCUGUAGCUCAAACCCUCCAACCCUGGCAACAUCCUUGUCAAUCUUUCUGAACCCUUUCAAGUUUUGCAACAUCCUUCCGAUAGACCAGAAGUGCACAUAAUACAGAGGAGCUUCGAUUAUCCAGAAUUAGAUGAACCAGCACGGUGGCUCAGUGGUUAGCGCUGCUACCUCACAGUU
Molecule: messenger RNA, 1585 nt
Organism: Hemiscyllium ocellatum (epaulette shark)
Lineage: Eukaryota; Metazoa; Chordata; Chondrichthyes; Orectolobiformes; Hemiscylliidae
Product: zinc finger protein 239-like
Exons: 1
Coding region: 197-871 (224 amino acids)
Source: RefSeq, a predicted model, not a curated record